Seminavis robusta is the source of this 1585-nucleotide messenger RNA. NCBI's taxonomy places the organism in Eukaryota, Bacillariophyta, Bacillariophyceae, Naviculales, Naviculaceae. The record is from the annotation of a GenBank genome assembly.
ACCUGACAUGCUGUCUUUUGCGACGAGAAGACUACACCCACUAAUGUUGUCAGGGGAGGUAAUUUCAUAACAACAACAAACCAAGUGAAGAGAUCUGCAAGACUCAGAUUGCACCGCCAAGACAACAGAGAGAUAGAAAGCAAACUGAUUGUUUGAGUGGAAGAUGGGUGCCUGUACUGAAUGCCGUUUGGCUAAGGUCAAGUGUGAGCAGAGUUUCCCAUGUGGACGAUGUCAGCGUUUGGGCAAGAACUGCAUUCCUCAUGAAUCAAGACAAGGACAGAAUCCUUCACGGCGCAAACGACAGCGAACCGACCCCAAAGUUCCCGCUGUGCCAGGAAUUGUUCGAUUGGAAGGUAUGCUGAUCACAGAGUCCCGAAAGGAUCACUAUGCAUUGAAGCACAUUGUGCGGCAAUGGAUCGCCUUGUCCAUCAAGCGCCGCUCCUUCAAACUGUGGGCCCGUGCCGGUAAUUUGGCCGAGGCCUGUGGAGUUUCCAUGGACGAGAUUCUGAGUGACAAGAAUGAAGAACAUCGCUCCAUGGAUUUCAUCCACCGCAUGAUCACCUCUCCAACCGAAGACCAGUUGAUCAUUGGCAAACAGCCCAUGAAACCCAACGAUGUUCCGGAUAUUCUCUGGAAAGCCGUCGGUAUGCCCACUGAUGAACGCAUGGAACAAGCACUCAACUCACGUUGGAUUAUCGUCCGAGAAGUCAUCCAGGGCACCAUUCGAUUCUAUGUCUCGCCUGGGUUUGUCCAAACCAUUGGAGUCUCCCAGUCAACCAUGGAAGCCACCUUUCGUGCCAACCAAAUGGAAGUUUCCAGUUUGUUUUAUCCCCAACACACCAAGAAUAAUCAAGGAAAGGAUUACAUGGCCGCUUUUGUACAACAAUUGGCACUCCACAGCAAACCAGGCAUUCCACCCAAACCCUCCAAAACACCCAAUGUCAAGAUUCUGGUCGGCAAAGACAAGCAGGAAAAGGUAGUGGAUCAACUACUCUGUAUUUACAUUCAGCACAUGGACAUCUCCUUUUCCUUGUUUGAGUUCAUGGAUCCCAAUGCCCAAAAAGUAACCACCAUGAAUGACCAGCAAACGGAUUUGAACCAUCUUGAUGAUUUCUAUCUCGAUCUUGAUUCUGUUGACGGAGGUAUUGACGAUUUCAAAAUGAUAUGUGAUCUAUUCAAGAGCAGCUAGCUUGUCGGGCUUUAUUCUGGCUACGCACGGUACUCACUGAAUGUACAGUCCUUGUGGUAUUGUGGUGACGCCAAUGGGUAGAGAGGAAAAUUAAUUUCCACAGCAAGGUGGGACGAUUUGAAUGUGGGGCUGUGGAGACUUGAAGGUGGUGGCAAUGGUUUCUACGAACGAACGAACGGACGAACGGCCCUGCAGGAUGGAUAGUGACAUUUUUUUAUUUGAUAGAAACAAGUACAGGUACAUUUUAACGGGAGGAUGGAGCAGUCGUUUCUGUAACAGAGUACGCUGUAGUCGGAACAAUGGAACAAACACGCACAACAGUAAAGACAACGCUGCACUUAGUUCUAUAUAAACCAGUCUCCGCUGGCAUCAUGCUAGUCAAAGGAUUAUGGAUGC